ACAAGUACCUCUACCACAUGCGGCUCUCCGAGGAGACCCUCCAGGAGGUGUCCCAGCGUUUUGGGAAGGAGAUGGAGAAGGGGCUGGGGGCAGACACCAACCCUACCGCCAUGGUGAAGAUGCUGCCCACCUUCGUGAGAUCCACCCCGGAUGGGACAGAGGAUGGAGACUUCUUGGCACUGGACCUCGGUGGCACCAAUUUCCGUGUGUUGAGAGUGAAGGUGUCCGACAACGGCCUCCAGAAGGUCGAAAUGGAGAAUCAGAUCUACGCCAUCCCCGAGGAACUCAUGCGAGGCAGUGGGAUGCAGCUCUUUGACCACAUCGCUGAGUGCUUGGCCAACUUCAUGGAGAAGCUGAAAAUCAAAGACAAGAAACUCCCCCUUGGGUUCACCUUCUCCUUCCCGUGUCACCAGACCAAGCUGGAUGAGAGCAUCCUGGUGACGUGGACGAAGGGAUUCAAGUGCAGCAGCGUGGAGGGGAAAGAUGUGGUGUCGCUGCUGCGCAAGUCCAUCAAGAAAAGAGGGGACUUUGACAUUGACAUCGUGGCCGUGGUGAAUGACACCGUUGGGACCAUGAUGACCUGCGGCUACGACGAUCAUAACUGUGAAGUUGGCCUCAUUGUUGGUACCGGCACCAACGCCUGUUACAUGGAGGAGAUGAGGCACAUUGAUCUGGUGGAAGGGGACGAAGGUCGGAUGUGCAUCAACAUGGAGUGGGGAGCCUUUGGUGACGAUGGUGUGCUCAACGACAUCCGGACAGAGUUCGACCAUGAGAUAGACAUGGGCUCGCUCAACCCUGGCAAACAAUUGUUUGAGAAGAUGAUCAGUGGGAUGUACAUGGGAGAGCUGGUCAGACUCAUCCUGGUGAAGAUGGCCAAGGAAGGGCUCUUGUUUGGAGGAAAGCUCACACCAGAUCUUCUCACUACUGGCCACUUUGAGACCAGAUUUGUCUCUGCUAUUGAGAAGGAGAAAGAAGGGCUGCAGAAAGCCCAUGAGAUCCUCACCAAGCUGGGCCUGGAGCCAUCUCAUGAAGACUGUAUAGCUACCCUCCGCAUCUGCCAGAUUGUCUCCACCCGCUCGGCCAACCUGUGCGGGGCCACCCUGGCGGCCGUGCUGCGACGCAUCAAGGAGAACAAGGGGGUGGACCGGCUGCGGUCCACGGUCGGCGUGGAUGGCUCCGUCUACAAGAAGCAUCCUCACUUUGCCCGGCGCCUCCAUAAGACGGUGCGGAAGCUGCUGCCAGACUGCGAGAUCCGCUUCGUGAGGUCAGAAGAUGGAAGCGGCAAAGGGGCAGCCAUGGUGACGGCGGUGGCCUACAGACUGGCUGCCCAGCACAAGGCACGGCAGAAGAUUUUGGAGGCGCUCAAGCUGAGCCAUGACCAGCUCCUGGAGGUGAAGCAAAGGAUGAGGAUAGAGAUUGAGAAAGGGUUGGGCAAGGAGACGCACCAAGAGGCAACGGUGAAAAUGCUGCCCACCUAUGUGUGCUCAACUCCAGAUGGCACAGAAAAAGGAGAUUUCCUCGCCCUGGACUUGGGAGGUACCAAUUUCCGUGUGCUGCUGGUGCGUGUGAGGAACGGGAUGAGGCGUGGUGUCGAGAUGCACAACAAGAUCUACUCCAUCCCAGUGGAGAUCAUGCAGGGGACGGGAGAGGAGCUCUUUGACCACAUUGUCCACUGCAUCUCUGACUUCCUGGAAUACAUGGGAAUGAAGGGUGUAUCACUCCCGCUUGGAUUCACAUUCUCCUUCCCUUGCCAGCAGAACAACCUGGAUGAGGGGAUUCUCCUGAAGUGGACGAAAGGUUUCAAGGCGACCGGCUGCGAAGGAGAAGACGUGGUGAACCUGCUGAAGGAGGCAAUUCACAGGAGAGAGGAAUUUGACCUGGACGUGGUUGCGGUGGUAAAUGACACAGUUGGCACCAUGAUGGCCUGUGGGUAUGAAGAUCCGUACUGUGAAGUUGGGCUCAUAGUCGGCACAGGCAGCAACGCCUGUUACAUGGAGGAGAUGAGGAACGUGGAGCUGGUGGAAGGGGAGGAGGGCAGGAUGUGUGUCAACAUGGAGUGGGGGGCAUUUGGUGACAACGGGUGCUUGGAUGACAUACGGACAGAGUUUGACUUGGCGGUGGAUGAGCUGUCUCUCAACCCUGGGAAGCAAAGGUUUGAGAAGAUGAUCAGUGGGAUGUACCUGGGGGAGAUCGUUCGAAACAUCCUGAUGGAUUUCACCAAGCGGGGCCUGCUCUUCCGGGGACGGAUCUCAGAGAGGCUGAAGACCAGAGGGAUCUUUGAGACCAAGUUCCUGUCCCAGAUAGAAAGCGACUGCCUGGCCCUGCUCCAGGUUCGCUCCAUCCUCCAGCAUCUCGGCCUGGAGAGCACAUGCGAUGACAGCAUCAUCGUGAAGGAGGUGUGCGCGGUGGUGGCCCGGCGGGCAGCUCAGCUCUGCGGGGCCGGCAUGGCAGCCGUGGUGGACAAGAUCCGGGAGAACCGUGGGCUGGACUUCCUCAAGAUCACAGUUGGAGUGGAUGGGACACUCUACAAGCUGCAUCCUCACUUCUCCACCGUCAUGCACGAGACCGUGAAGCAGUUGUCUCCAAAGUGUGAAGUGACCUUUCUCCAGUCGGAAGACGGCAGCGGCAAGGGCGCAGCGCUCAUCACGGCGGUGGCCUGUCGGAUCCGGGAGGCCGGCCAGCGGUAGAAGGAAGGAGGUUUGCCGAAGAGCUUGAUUUCAGCAAAACAGGACGUUUCCCCACCCAGUCCCUCCCUCCCUCCGUACACACACACACACACACACACACGGCCUCCCCUUCCAAGCAGACCCUUAGCUUUACUUGUUCUCUUGGGAUACCACCCGUGGGACUGGAGAUGCUGUGUGCUCGGUAUAAAGAGUUGUCUUAGGAGUUUUAGUGCAUGCCAUAAAACCACCCACCAGUAAAGCUAAAAGUGUCUUUAGGCUGUCUACACUUCCAGUUAGAGCUGGACCUGUCCCACUCGCAGCCUCUGUCAAACACCAGCUCUCCUCCCCACGGCUCCUUAACCACUCUCACAUCUUCCCUGACAGCAGCAAGGAUAAUGCUAGACUAAUUAAGACACUGCAUUGUCACUUUACAGUAACUGGUACCUAUUUAUGUCUGUCGGAGUCGUAGUGCGUCCGUGCUGUAGAAAGCAAACCUCUUUAAGAUUGGGCUAAAGACCUCCAUUAGUCUUUUACCCUGAUCAAGGCUGUAUUAUUUCCAUGAAAGUCAUGGUAACUCUUAAAGCACAGGGUGCAGAAUUCCAACCAGCGUGGUCUGGGUCUGCACUGGGAGAUACCAAGUAUCUCUGUUGGUGAGCAAUAUUAAAGAACCUGCUGGAGCCGAGUUAGAGGGGUCCCUUUACCCGCUCCAGCAGAGCACGUGCCUGGAAAUAAUUGGGGACUCAGGGUCUAAUCCCAUUUCCCGACCUCUCACCCGCACCCUAAACAGAGUGUAGUAGUGUGGCACGUAGGUAUGGUUGUGUUUCACCCCUGGAAACCACUAGCACCCUUCCCUGGGGCGUGCGUGGACGCGGGGUGGUCCCUUCCCCGUCGCUGCGCGCACCGGGGCGGCGCGGCCGUCGGUCUGCACUUGGCGUGGUGAGUUGGGUUUGCUUUUUGUCUGUGAAAUAGUUCCUGCAUCUUCAGCCUUUUAGGUGACACCUGGAUUUGUACACUGUAUAUUUAUGUUUCAAGAGAUCUUACAUCUUUUUAUGUACAUAGUCUUGGGGGGGUUAUAUUGCUUAGUUUUGACUCCACCUUUUAAUGUCACUUAAGAAUGGUAUAGAGUACUUAUUUUCUUUUUUUUUUUUUCUUGUGUUAUUUUUUUAAUUUAAAAUUUUCUUGGGGUAAACUGGAGAAAGAGACCCAAAUUCCUGAGGGCAGUUGUACAAGAGGUUUGGGCAUUCUGAAUUUAUCACCGGAACAAAAGGAAAACCAGGAAGCCAGGGACAGGACUCGUGGGGAGCAGCGGGGUGCCGCAGCAAAACUUCCAGGGUUAGGCUGCUUUGAACCUAAGGAGAGGUUUUAUUUUGCCCUCCCGUGCCCUCCCCAACCUGUUUUGCUCUGGAAAGCCACGUCGCUUCCUACUGGGGUGUGUGGUGACAUAACCCAGGGCUCUGUAGGGACAUGUGGACGGUGUGUAGGGGCUGGCAGCCGGGCACCGGCAGCCUCAGCUCCUUGGAUGAAGUUCACAGCACUAAUCAGUGUCACCUCAUUUCCAUCUGGCAUCCUUGGGGCUGGGGGUGAGCGUUCCCGGGGGGUGUGUGUGCCCAUAGCAUCGCUUUGCACACGUGGGUGAGAAGCAGCCAGUAUUUUUUUGCCAACAGAAAAGCCCGUGGAUGAGCUGAGCGCGGCAGUUCUCUGCCUGAGCCAGCAGAGGCACGUGGAGGAGGGUGGGUACGUUUCUGUAAAUAUUUAGCAGAAGAUAAUGAAAUCCCAGUGAUGUACAAAAGAAAAAAAUAAUUAAUAAUUCCCACGAACAGACCUUCAGUUUGGAGGAUAGAGUUUUUGUCUAUUUUUAUGUAUAUUUUUAUACUGCUUGGGGUAACCGCAUUACCAAAAGUAUCUCUUCUAUGUUGGGGUCAAGUUCAGUAGCACAAUUUUAAAGCAAAAUUACUCUUUGGGCAUUUUAAAUGCUUUUUUUUUUUUUUUUUUUAUAAGCCUCAAGACAAUUAUAACAAAUAAAAUCUGACUGUGUAUAGAAAUGAUGUAAGAAACCAAGUUUAGUGGAAGAUUUAGAGGAUGAUAAAUAAAUUUUUGAAAGAUGAUAGAGAAAUCCUCUCACAUGGUACCAAGCAGUUGUGUGUGAUUCUUUCCUGAGAAGAGCAGCAUCUUGCCUACUGAAAAAUUGUGGUUUUACCUGCUGCCCCACGCAGAAGGUUGCAGUAGUGGCUGCAUUUUCAAACUCUUAUCCAGCUGUACCUCUUUGGAAAUCUAGCGUGUUCAGCAGUUAGUGAGCUAAAUUUUAUACAACUAGUUUUUUGGGGAGAGAGUGGGAAAGAUCAGGACUAUGGGGCAGCCCCACUUUUGUAGCUGGUUCAGGCUCCAGUUCAGCAAAUUGUUGGAGGGGGUGAGGUGAAGGGUGAGAAGGGAAGGUGGGCAGUGAAGUACCUGGUUAGCGAGGCCGGGGGGAGCAGGGGAACCUCACCCCCCCUCCUUUCCUUGCAGCAGAGGAUGGGCUGUGCCUUCACAGCCGCAGGAGCUGUAUUUAGUCACUGAGCACUUUCUCUUCUCCUGGAGGAGAGGAAUUAAAGGCAGCACGAGUUACUUGGAGCUACAGCUGUUUUUGGUCUGUCCCACAGUGUCUGGUCUGGGGGGUGGUGGUGGUGGUAGCAGCAGCUCUGUAGGGCUGGCAAAGCCAGGGAGCCACGUGCCCAAAGUCGAGGAUAGGGAUUGAAAGGUUCUUGUGAGAGGGGAUUUUUGGCUGGGCUCGGUCAGAUGGAUGCCCACCUGGAUAGCCAGCAGGCUCCUGUAAAGCUUUAAAGCUUUUGCUUCCCCUUUGCUUUGAUUCAGAAUGAAGCAGGGUCUGAAAUGCUCCCGGUGAAAAAGGCAAUACUUGAAGCGUUACAAGAGACCUGUGUUAACCUGUGACUGCAGGUAUGGCCCCAGCCCUAAGAAAGGUUUUUAUUCCACACUUUGAGAAGUUGGGGCUCCUUUUUGCCUCAAAGGGGAGGACCAUGGGAGAUGUUUGCUGUAGAGUCUGCUUGUCAUGUCAGUGGGACUGUAACCUCACACCAAAACGUUGCCAUGGGAUGUUAUGUGAAUGUGUUUAACAUGAAGAAGGGAAGAUUAAAUCAUAACUAUUGAUAUGAAGGGAAGAUGAAAUCUAUUCUAUGUAGGAAGAGAUGGACAGACUGAGCAACUUGAUUUGCCCAGUCCGUCUCUUUCUUCCAGUAAGAAGCGCUGCUUUGUGGAUUUAGGAUGGCUUUUGUUUUGUUGGGUUGUUCCCAUUAGGAUGCAUUUUCUUUGCACACUCCUCUGGCCACAGCGGCAGCAGGAGACCAGGUCUUCCACUGUGUCAGCUGCUACGCUGGGGACAUUGACCUUUCCUCCCUGGCAAUUCUCUCCUCAUUGGGUCUUUGGACAGGAUUUUAUUGCUACGGCUUUAUAAAACAAAUAUAUAUAUAUAUACAUAUAUAUACAUACACACACACAAGGAGAAAAUUAUUGAGCCUUGCAAGAGGAAUUUGCCUUUUCUCUUCCUGGAGUGAAAGGCUGGGGGGGGGUAAAGCACCAUGUUCAGCCACCCAGGACGUUUGAGAGAAGCAUCUCUGAGCGUGGGGGAUGCAGAGAUCUUGGCUGGGCAGAGCUGGGAGGUGGUUUGACCCCAGACAGGUCGGUGCCCCCGUCCUGCGCGCUCUCUUAUCAGGCAAUGCAAACGUGCCCGGGGUGUCUGACCCAGAUAAGAGGGUGAAUAGGUCCUGUGCAGGGGAGGGGAGUGGGGACAGGUGUAAGAGACAGUGACAAAAACCACAAGUCCCCACCACAAAGGGUGGCGAGGUACCAGACCGCAACAAAAUACACUGGAAUGGGGGGAGCCUUGGUGCCCCCCAACCUUGCCCCAAUCUCCUCCCCUCCCUCCAGCAGAUAGAGAGUGGAAAAUACCUUCUUUUGACAGAUCAUUUCGCUUGCUCGCGUAGAAAAGCGAUCACUGAAGGCAAAACAGGUGAUUCCUGGUCACAAAGUAAUUUGGAGCGAGUCAAAUUAUUUGCCUGGUGACAUCCCUGACAAGUCUGGAGUCUUUCUGGGCUGAAGCAAAGAAAAUGCAUCUUAAUGCAGGUGUUGGCUCCGCGCGGGGCAGGGGGAGUUAAAUAAAGCCAAAGACUGUUCAGCUGCUAGCAGAAAUGAGUGACUGUAGAUUCACCUGAUGUUGUUAUUUCGUGUUUACAAUAUUUAUUUUUAGUAAUUGACUGCAAUUAUAUUAUAUAUAGGCUUCCUUAUUUUUGUACUUUUCAUACCGUUUUCCUGAGUGUGGUGUUGUACUUCUCAGCUCCCCUUUGCCACAAUUGCUGCUCCUAGUCAGUGACAAAUAAAAGAGAGAAAAAAAAAAAAAAAA
Messenger RNA from Calidris pugnax (ruff), 7059 nucleotides. Its product is annotated as hexokinase-2. The record is from RefSeq and is a predicted model, not a curated record. Lineage: Eukaryota; Metazoa; Chordata; Aves; Charadriiformes; Scolopacidae. The transcript is spliced from 17 exons. Gene Ontology annotation, molecular function: mannokinase activity; fructokinase activity; glucokinase activity. Gene Ontology annotation, biological process: intracellular glucose homeostasis; glucose 6-phosphate metabolic process; glycolytic process. The coding region runs from base 18 to 2687 and encodes 889 amino acids. Gene Ontology annotation, cellular component: mitochondrion; cytosol.